Molecule: messenger RNA, 1493 nt
Organism: Pseudocercospora fijiensis CIRAD86
Lineage: Eukaryota; Fungi; Ascomycota; Dothideomycetes; Mycosphaerellales; Mycosphaerellaceae
Exons: 1
Coding region: 264-1493 (409 amino acids)
Biological process (GO): pyrimidine nucleotide import into mitochondrion
Cellular component (GO): mitochondrion
Molecular function (GO): pyrimidine nucleotide transmembrane transporter activity
Source: RefSeq, a predicted model, not a curated record
CGAUCUUGUGACAGUCGCAGCACGUGCGCUUGCGAUUGUCGCCCGUGCACACCGAGUCUGCCUUGCACUUAUAAACAAAUGGCGACCGCCGCUUGAUAUUUCCGCUCCAGCCCCGCUUUGGCUUUGUAUGACCGGAGAGCAGGCACGAAGAUAAGAGAAAGCUGCGUCGCAGUCACCACCGGGCAUACCCUCGGCGCGUGUUUCUGAAUACUCGAGUAUGAGCUCGCCAUUCGACCGUCGACGGUAGCCCUAUCGAUCGGGUCAUGCAGAGGAGCGGCUCUGCUAUGUCGUCUCAAGAUGACCAUGGCCCACCUACGAAUUCCGCUUCGAGUGCAAGCACGAAACAGAGUCCCGCCCCUCUACGGCAACACACCCCAUACCCCACGCUGGCAAUAUGGACGACCAAGCUCUCGAGUGCCAGUGUCAACAGCUUCUCUGGAGCAAUGGCAGGAAUGGCCAGUGGCAUCGUGACCUGCCCAUUGGACGUGAUCAAGACCAAGCUGCAAGCGCAAGGUUCUUUUGCCCAUCCGGGCCUGAAGCACAAAGGCCCACCUGCGAGCGCUGUAUAUUCAGGCAUGAUUGGCACGGCCAGGACAAUCAUACGGCAAGAUGGAGUGAAGGGCAUGUAUCGCGGCCUGGGACCAAUGCUGCUUGGAUACUUGCCGACUUGGGCUGUCUACAUGGCCGUGUACGACAGCAGCCGAGAAUACUUCUACAAGCAUGGCUAUGGCGAGAAGGACAGAGACAAGUGGCUUGCUCGCGUCUAUGCAUCACUGGCUGCUGGUGGAUGCAGUACCUUGGCUACCAAUCCAAUAUGGGUGAUCAAAACUCGCCUGAUGUCGCAAGUCUCCCAGGCAGCCACGGACGGAGCCCGAACACCUUGGCAUUACAGCAGUACUCUUGACGCAGCUCGCAAGAUGUACGCAUCUGAGGGUCUGGCGGCCUUCUAUUCUGGCCUGGCACCUGCCCUGCUUGGGCUUACGCACGUGGCCAUUCAAUUCCCGCUAUAUGAGUACUUCAAGCAGCAAUUUACGGGGCUUGAAAUGGGAGCCACUGCGCCCGAGCACGGUGAAGCUGCGAAGAACACUGCCGGAAUCCUGGCUGCCACGUUCCUUUCUAAGCUCUGUGCUACUUCCGCCACAUACCCUCAUGAGGUCCUUCGAACCAGGCUGCAAACGCAGCAGAGACACCUACCAGUUGAGCACGCCGAUCAUGGAGUAGGUGUAACCAAGCACAGCCAGAGUAUCAACCCUCUCAAGCGUAUAGCAAACACUGACGGUGUGCCGUAUCAGCCGCGGUAUCGAGGUGUGCUCAACACUUGUCGGAUCAUACUGCGGGAAGAAGGAUGGAGGGCAUUUUACAAUGGGAUGGGCACGAACAUGAUCAGAGCUAUUCCAGCGGCCAUGACCACCAUGCUUACCUUCGAAUCGAUAAAGAGCGCGAUCGGUCGUAUGCAGGAAGAAGGCAGAGAGCUGCAGAAGGAAAAUGGUUGA